Rhagoletis zephyria (snowberry fruit fly) is the source of this 852-nucleotide messenger RNA. RefSeq names its product innexin inx2-like. Gene Ontology annotation, cellular component: plasma membrane; gap junction. Gene Ontology annotation, molecular function: gap junction channel activity. Gene Ontology annotation, biological process: phototransduction. The record is from RefSeq and is a predicted model, not a curated record. NCBI's taxonomy places the organism in Eukaryota, Metazoa, Arthropoda, Insecta, Diptera, Tephritidae.
GGGGAGAAGCGCACCUACCACAAGUACUACCAGUGGGUGUGCUUUGUCCUCUUCAUCCAGGCGAUCAUGUUCUACCUCCCGCGGUACCUCUGGAAGAUGUGGGAGGGCGGACGCGUCCGCUCGCUCGUCCUCAACCUCGAUGCGCCCAUUCUCGGCAAGCAGGACCGCGAUGAGGGCAUUCAGAUGCUCCUCGAGUACUUCAAGUCCAAUCUGAGAUACCACAACUGGUACUUCUUCUACUUCGUCUUCUGCGAGGUGCUGAACUUCGUCAAUGUCAUCAUUCAGAUGUACCUGAUUGACGCCUUCCUCGGCGGCGCCUUCUCCACCUACGGCGUCGACGUGAUCCGCUACACGGAGAUGGACCAGGAGAACCGCGUCGACCCGAUGGUGGCCGUCUUCCCCCGGAUGACCAAGUGCACCUUCCACCGAUACGGAGCCUCCGGCGACGUGCAGAAGCACGACGCCCUCUGCAUCCUCCCGCUGAACAUCGUCAACGAGAAGAUCUACAUCUUCCUCUGGUUCUGGUUCGUCUUCCUCGCCAUCAUCACCGGCGCCGUGCUCGUCUACCGCCUGUUGAUUCUCUUCUUUGAGACGCUGCGCAAGACGGUCCUCCGCUCCCGCUCGCGCCUCUGUGAUCCCUACCACCUCAAUGUGGUGCUCAACGUCAGCAAGAUCGGCGACUGGUUCAUCCUCCAUCUCCUUGCGAAGAACAUGGACGGACAGAACUUUCGCGAGUUCAUCGAGCGCUACUCGGAGUACGUUCUCAAGACCCAGAACCUGAACGUCGAUGAGAAGCAGCCGAUCAUGGUACAGGAUGGCAAUGAAAGCCAUGGCGGUGAUAUUGAAAAAUAG